AUGCCACUCCAGACGCCCAUGUCCGCGCUAGGACUCCCCCAGACGCGGCGCCACAACGUCGUCUCCACAGGCGUCACGAAAGCCGCCGCCGAUCGACAGCGCCGCGUGAUUGCGAGCGCGACGCUCGCUGCGCUCUGUCUGUGUGUCCUGAUGAUCUGGCGUCUCUCUAUGCAGCUGCCGUCGUCCGAGGUAUCGUCUCUCCACGCAGGAUCGCUGUACCCGACGGUGGUGCCGCCUCACGUCGAGCCAUGGCGGCAUACUGCACAUACAGUGUCAGUGGUCAACGAAGAUCAGGCGAGUAAUUACGUGGAGAAGCAGCGCAAGGCGAGCGGUCUGCACGACGAGAAGCAGAUUGUACUGGUGCUCACUCAUUUCCGAGACAGCGACGCAUGUGCUCAAGCGCUCGUGGACGCGCGUGCGACGGCAUUCUCAGCUUCGCGUGUGCACUUUUGCGUGUUUGAGGAGCUCUAUCUGACACAAGAGACGACGUGUGUGCAGCGCUUCUGCGAGUGGCAGGAGAGCGACUGCAAGCAGCUUCUGCGGUCCGGACAACUGCGCGCACAGAGGAGAGACGCGUCAGGAGCAGUUGGUGCACCUGUUGCGCGAUACUUGGCUGAAGGAAUGGUCCAGCCCGAGUUUAUAGACGCCUUUUACCUCUCGAUUGAUCCAGCAGUUGUGGUGUUCACACAGAUGUGGGACCUCGUGCUGCUUAAGCAAUGGUACAGUGUGGGCAAUGACAUGGCCAUCUUGAGCGUCGCGCCCAAGUCGAUUGAUGUGCGCGGACUGACGAACUCGACCAUGCUCGUCCAGUGCUCGGCACGCAUUCAUUCCAAGUCGGAAGAUGCCGUGGUCGAGUUCAACCCUCCUGAGCCGAUCCCGCGUCAAGGUGCUGCACUGUUUGCGCCCGUGUUGCAUACACAGUACUCCGAAGUGUUCCACUUUGGCCCGGUUCGAGCACUCUUGGAUGUGCGCUCGGAUCCGCACACACCGCUGAUCUCGACCGGAUACGAGUACGCGCGAGCAACGCGCUUUUGGACUCGCGGCUACGAUUUCUACGCGCCCAACGAAGACGUGCUGUUUGGUCGAUAUCGUUGUCAGGAGCCACCGCUGCCGAUGUCCUCUGGAUCGAUUGAUGACACUACGGACAAAGAGCGAGAACGUGGGAUGAACAAGGCGAAUCGGCGAAUUCGACGACUACUAGGGCUGUCUGUUUCAGCUCAAGGUGACGACGAGCUAGAGCAGAUGGAGGCCUAUGCACUCGGUACGCAGCGAUCCAUGGCGGCGUGGCAGAAGUUUUCUGGCAUCGAUCCUCGUGCACCUUACAACGAAUCUACGACAAACCAAUUUACCCGAUGCGAUGCCGUCGCAAGCGGUCAAGUGCACCACGUUCCGUACUAA
Hyaloperonospora brassicae is the source of this 1398-nucleotide messenger RNA. Lineage: Eukaryota; Oomycota; Peronosporomycetes; Peronosporales; Peronosporaceae. The record is from the annotation of a GenBank genome assembly.